UGAAAUAUAAUUAAAUAUAAUGGUCUAACCUAUACUAUUUGUAAGUAGAUAAAAAUUGCUUCUGUUUUAAUAGUAUUGAUAGUAGAGUUUAACAUUCUCAAAAGAGUUUUGUUUCACUUGAGUUUUCUUAACCAUAAAUCCUAAAUUGUUAAUGAGACAUUCACAUUGGAAAGAUUAAUUAGAUAGUAAACAAUAUACCUUUUUGUGUGUUUAUUUAUUUUUACAUGAUCGUGCUUAAGAAGUUAGUUGCAUUCAUAUGCCGAGUCAAAUCAGGAUGGAAAUAUAUAGCACUAGUUAAAAAGAACGUCUUGUGUAAAUUCAAAGUCUUGGUCUCUCGAGUUUUGAUGUUAUAGAAAGGAUAGUUGAAUUCUAACUGUACACAAAGUCUCGAAAUUUAACAGAUAUAUAUAUAUAACAGACCGAUGAAAACAUGCAUAGUAUAAUAAAGUUUGAAUUCUUCCAAAGAUUUUCAGUCCAUGUAUCUGCAUGUUUUCCUUCUUCUUUGUUAAUGAAAAGAAGAAAAAUAUACACACACAAAUUAUUAAAUAAAUGAAAAAUCAAGUCAAGCCGUCUACUUUCUCCAAAUAAGACCAAACAACUCCUAACCAUUCCAACAAUGUUCCAGGAAAUAGAAAGAAACUUCCUUAUUUCCAUUAUCUUAUCAAACACGGACUUUGUCUUGUCUCUACCUGCACCACCACCACCUUCCUCUCUGUUGCCUUUUUAAAAAAAACACUAUCAUAUCUAUAUAUAUACUUCAUCUAAAACACACAAAUUCUAUAUCUUCAAUAUUUCCUCUAGGACGCAUUACUUAGUUCUUUGUAGUUCAUUGUAUUCAUUCAUAUCAAAACACACAACCAUGGAGAAGAGUUUAUUGUCUGAGUGCAAACAAUCAUCUUCCCUAUUUUUCUUUGCUCUGUUCAACUUGUUCCACAUCAGUUUAGGGAGAUGGGUUUCUUCUGCUCGCAUCUUUUUGUCCGGAUUCUUGCCUCUACUUCAACACCAUCAACGUGUGAGGAACCAAGACCAGACUGUGAUCACAAACACAGAAGAGCAAGAAGAAGAAGACCAAUAUGAUUAUCUCUCUAGAGAAGACGCAGAGAUGGUUAUGAGAAGCUUAGGUCUAUCUCCCGACCAAGAAAGCGAUGAUCUUCAAGAACGGUACAGUUCCAAGGAGAUGUCGAGUUUGUUCGAAGAGAAAGAAGCGAGCUUGGAGGAAGUGAAGCAAGCUUUUGACGUGUUCGAUGAAAACAGAGACGGCUUCAUCGACGCUAAAGAGUUGCGGAGAGUUUUGACAAUCUUGGGUUUCAAAGAAGGAUCUUACCUAGAGAAGUGCUCGGUUAUGAUCAGAUCGUUAGAUGGAAACAAAGACGGAAGAAUCGACUUUAAUGGGUUUGUUAAGUUCAUGGAGAGUAGCUUCUGCUAAAAUCAUAUGAUUGUUAAUUUGUUAUUAUUCUUUUCACCAAACGUAUUAAUUUUGUUCUUAAUUCUUCUACUGGGGAUGAGAUUGUGUAUGUUUAAAUGCUUAAACAUAGUUGUUGUCAAUACUAAUCAGACUUUCAUGAUA
Brassica rapa (field mustard) is the source of this 1567-nucleotide messenger RNA. RefSeq names its product probable calcium-binding protein CML45. NCBI's taxonomy places the organism in Eukaryota, Viridiplantae, Streptophyta, Magnoliopsida, Brassicales, Brassicaceae. Gene Ontology annotation, molecular function: calcium ion binding. The record is from RefSeq and is a predicted model, not a curated record.